Molecule: messenger RNA, 621 nt
Organism: Rotaria socialis
Lineage: Eukaryota; Metazoa; Rotifera; Eurotatoria; Philodinida; Philodinidae
Source: the annotation of a GenBank genome assembly
AUGCGGGAUCAAAAUGAGGGCGUUAGACGGAAUGCAAUGGAAGCAUUGAAAAAGAUGGGCGAAAAGGCAUGGACGAAUGAGGUCAUCAGUGCUCUAGCGAAUGCAAUAUGUGAUAAAAAUGAGUAUGUUCGAAACUGUGCAUCAGAAGCAUUGGGAAAUAUGGGUGAAAAAGCUGCGACGAAUGAGGUGAUCCGUGCUCUAUUGAAUGCAUGUGUUGAUAUAGUACACGUGUCUAAACAUGCAUAUCUAUCUGAAGACGUAUUGUCGAAGUCUCUUGUUCUCGCAAUGUGUUCAUAUGAAGCCCUGCGGAGGCUAGACGUGAAAAUGGUCGCAAAACUUAACUAUUGUGUGAGAGAAUUAGAUAGUAUGGAUUUGACAUCAAUGCCCGUGGAACAUUUGUUGAAGAUUUACGUGUCAACAGAAAAUGACGGUUGGCUUCCGUUGAUUGCGUAUGGUGCAUUAUUACAAGGGAUAGCUUUAACUGCAAUUGGUAAUACUGUUAAAAUCUACUUCGGUGGUGGGACUCAUGUAGUGAAUGUCUGUGAUGACCAAUUGAUGAAGAAUCUGGUAGGUGCUUUUAGCCGUCAGGCGCAAGUACUGAAAGGCCAAUUUGAGGAAUAG